AUAACAUAUACCAUAUCACGCAUCACACCAUGUCCACAACACUCACAUUCACUCAAGGCCUCCUGCUCGGGCAACUCUCCGUGGUUUUAUUAAUUGGAGCAUUCAUCAAAUUCUUUAUAUUCGGAGAAGCACCACCCAUUCGAAACAAGCCAUCAUCAUCUCAAUCCCAAUCGCAUUUUCACUCUCGUUCUCAAUCCACACACCGAUCCAAAUUCCCCAAUCCGCAACAUAUCCGAUCACCUUCACUACACAGUCUAGCGAGUUCGCGGACGUCGGCGCAACAGCAGUCGUUGCGAAAUAAGGCUAGUUCCACUAACGUGUUGAGACCGGUGCCGACCACGGCGACGGAUAUUGAUUCGAUUCUGAGGAAGACAUAUUAUCAGAUUCCGAGUGUGAGUCGGUUUGGGUCGCCGCAGGGGGCGAGUAGUCAUACAACUAAUGGCGCGGGAUUUGGGGGGAAGAAUUCGGCUGGAGGUGUCGGCGCACAGAGUCAACAUCAUCAUCAUCAUCAACAACAACACCACAACGAGCACAACCAUAAUCAUCACUCACAUCACAAUAAACCCCAUUCGACUCAUCAGCCGGAAAGUCUCGAUUGGUUUAAUGUGCUCACGGCUCAGGCCAUAGCACAGUAUCGACAGACAGCAUACAAUCUGCGUGAUGCAUCUAGUGGAGGCGCACCCAUGAUCCUCGCCAGUUUGGAGGCGGCCAUGAACAACCCCGACAAACGCCCUUCGUUCAUCGAUCAGAUCAAGAUUACAGAAAUUUCAAUGGGCGAAGAAUUCCCCAUCUUUAGCAACGUCCGAGUCAUUGCUAUGGAAGACGAUGCCUCCAGUGGCCCUUCAGGCACCGGUGGAAGAUUACAAGCCCUGAUGGAUGUCGACUUGUCCGAUGACAAUCUGACCCUGGCUAUCGAAACUGCUCUGAUUCUCAAUUACCCCAAACCAUUUUCCGCUGUCCUGCCUGUUGCUUUGGCUGUUUCUGUUGUCAGAUUCUCAGGCACCUUGUCCAUCAGCUUUGUGCCAGCCACCCAAGAUGACCCUGACACCUCGGACAAACAAGGUUCUGCUACCAGCAAACCAAAGACUAACCUCGCCUUUUCCUUUCUUCCCGACUACCGCCUCGAUCUUUCUGUUCGGAGCUUGAUUGGCUCUCGAACUCGGUUGCAAGAUGUGCCCAAGAUUGCCCAACUUGUCGAAGCUCGCGCUCAAGCUUGGUUCGAGGAGAGAGUCGUUGAACCACGUGUCCAGGUCGUACCCUUGCCAGGAAUGUGGCCUCGCAUGGGAAAGGUCAGGGUUCGCGAGGGCCAAGAAGACGAGCGUCCCCCCACCCAGGACGAACAUCGGGCUACUUCCUUCCCCGAGAAGAGGGAGACCCGCCCGGACGACAACUUCCCCAGCCAAGAAGAGACUGAACGUCUGUUCCAAGGUCUUAGGUUCCGCAACGGGCAUGUUCGUUCCAACAGCCAGGCCAUCGUUACGGAAGAGGAUCCUCCAACACCCCAGCCUAUGAUGGCCAUGCCUGGAGCUCUCCCUGCGUGAAGAGAUACCCUCGCCAGCGUCUUACGACUGAUCCUGGACGAUGGGAGAAUCGAGAUAGUCUCCCCCUUCUCACGAUUCGUCUUGCUCACAGCGAAGAACAUACUUCACGCCAUAGUUUCUCCCCCGGCUCGUUGCACACUGGCGACCACCAGAGAAAUUUGGACAAAGCGAAUUCCAUCGAUGACCACUGGUCGAUACCUAGGAGCAGUACCUGCUGUGACAGCUGCUCGACAUACCAUGGUCGAUCCGGAGUGAAGCUAGCCGAGAUGGCGCCGAGGCUGGUUGCCCAUAAUAACAUAUAUGCAUAGGAAGAACCAUUGCGGGAGGCAGCACAUCCCUCGAGCGCCUUUUUCAGCAUGGAGGCGAGUCGAGGUUUGACGCCUUGCAUGGGAGGGACGGGGAAAAUGACCAUGUCACUGAAGACAAGGGUAGCAAGUCGACAUGCCUGGAUAAUGGCGCCGGGUCCAUCUGAUGUCUCUACGUCUGGAGGGGGCAUUUGACUCAAUAGUUGGUGUUGUGCUGAAUUCCGAGCUUCCACCAAGUCGACCAUGUCUGGGGCAGUAGGUCCUCCUCGCGAGUAAUGGUCCAGUGCGACGGUGACUUGACAGAAAGCUUCGAGGAUAGGGAUGAGCAAGUUUCCUCCAGGAAUUGCGUGCAAGAACUUGAAGCCAUUGCCGAGUCGAGCAUCGAGUUCGAUACUGAGGGAAUCAUGGAUGUGCUUGCCACUAUCGACCAGAUUGAUUGGCGGUCUGCGGAGUGGGAAGACGGCCGGGCACACAUAUUUCGACGCAAAGUAAAUGUCACACCUGCAUUACGAAUUAGCUUACAUCAUCUGCAAUGGAGAGACCUGGGCUAGGAUCCGUUGCUUCUA
Molecule: messenger RNA, 2412 nt
Organism: Exophiala mesophila
Lineage: Eukaryota; Fungi; Ascomycota; Eurotiomycetes; Chaetothyriales; Herpotrichiellaceae
Exons: 1
Coding region: 30-1541 (503 amino acids)
Biological process (GO): mitochondrion organization; phospholipid transport
Cellular component (GO): endoplasmic reticulum; ERMES complex
Molecular function (GO): lipid binding
Source: RefSeq, a predicted model, not a curated record